AAUGCGGUUCAUUUGCCUUGUUGCGCUAAUCGGCCUUCCAGGAGCGGGGAAAUCGUCGCUGUGCACCUGGCUACUGGGCCAGCAGGCUGCCCUCCGCGUCUGCCACAUCGUUCACCUGUGCUACGACGACUUCCUCGACGUACGGCCCUCAGCGCAGCUGCUCUACAAGGAGCAACGUAAGCUCAUCUUUAAAGUUAUAGAACAACUAAUUACCGCCAUUCAAGAAGACAAUGAUUGGCCCCCGCAAGUCCGACGCACCACCUCCAGCGGCGACCGCAGCAGCAGGGGCCACCUCAUCCUGUGCGACGAUAACUUCUACUAUCGCAGCAUGCGCAACAAGCUCCACCAGCUGUGCCGCAAUGCUGGCUGCGUGUUUGGUCAGAUAUACAUCUCCAGCCCGCUGAAAUCCUGCCUGCAAGCAAACUCAACAAGGAGCACUUCUAGCCGCGUGCCGGAGGGCGUGGUGCGGCAGAUGAAUGAGCGGCUGGAGCCCCCUGGCUCGGAAGCCUGGGAGAGCAAUAGCAUCACACUGGAUGAUCUGGAUGCAGCAGGACCUGCGCUACUUGCUUUUAUUAGUUCCCUUCUCGACAUGCCCGCGAAGAAGGCAUCGUCGCCGCCAAACAGACAACCGCAAGAUCAGUCCCUGGCCCACAGCUUGGAUUUGUUGCUGCGGACGCGCAUCGGAGCGCUGCUACAAGGUCUGACGCAGGAGGAUAAGUGUUUAGCGGGCAGAACGCUUAACAACAAGCGGAAGGAGAUAUUGACACAAUUUCGGAGGGAGGGCGGCGGCAAGGCCUUGGAUUACUAUGUAAAUUUGUUAAACUAGGCUAAGAUAAGCUAAAUUCGUUUGUAUGCCACACUUUUGCAUAGCGACCUAAAUACAUUCAUAUAUGUUUGUUAA
This is a messenger RNA of Drosophila rhopaloa, 901 nucleotides long. RefSeq names its product L-seryl-tRNA(Sec) kinase (gene Pstk). Lineage: Eukaryota; Metazoa; Arthropoda; Insecta; Diptera; Drosophilidae. Gene Ontology annotation, molecular function: tRNA binding; kinase activity. Bases 2 to 826 code for a protein of 274 amino acids. The record is from RefSeq and is a predicted model, not a curated record. The transcript has a single exon.